Messenger RNA from Helianthus annuus (common sunflower), 2662 nucleotides. RefSeq names its product DEAD-box ATP-dependent RNA helicase 7. Gene Ontology annotation, molecular function: RNA binding; helicase activity; ATP binding. The record is from RefSeq and is a predicted model, not a curated record. Bases 250 to 2379 code for a protein of 709 amino acids. Lineage: Eukaryota; Viridiplantae; Streptophyta; Magnoliopsida; Asterales; Asteraceae. The transcript has 14 exons.
AAGAAAAAAAGGAGUAAAUUGUCAUUGUCAUGUUAGUUGUACAAGUGUAGCUUAAAUCCAACGGCUAGCAACCCUCGAAAUCCAACGGCUGAAAAAGCCCUCAGAAGUCACCGUUAUAAAUAUAACAAACCCUAAACCCUAAGUCCUCCUCUUCCUCCUGUUUCCUUGCUACUGCAACGCAACAGCGCCUAUCAUAUUUAGCAGGAACAAAAGGAGAUAACCGCUAUCAACACACCAUUAACAAACACCAUGCCUUCACUUGCCGAUUUGUCUGAAACCCUAGCUCCAGCAUCCGAACAGAAGGUCAAGAAGAUGAAGUCCGAAACCGCCGGACUCGAAUCUGCAACUAAAAAGAAAGAGAAAAAGAGUAAGAAGAGUAAAUCCGCCGAAACUGCAUCUGAUUCUGAGAAAUCCGAGAAGAAGAUCAAGAGGAAACGCAAGGCUUCAUCGGAUUCAGAUAACGAUGAAGGAAAGAGCGACACGAGUUCUGAGUUAGGUGAACCGAUUAAUCUCAAGAUUGAGGAGUCUUUGAAGAAAAGUAAGAAGAAAAAGAUGAAGACAGCUGAGGUAGAUGAAAAGGAGCCUGAGAUUAAAGAAGAAAACCCUAAUGCGGUUACCAACUUUAAGAUCUCUGAGCCGUUGAAGAAUGCUUUGAAGGCUAAGGGGAUUGAGGCUUUGUUUCCUAUUCAAGCUCGGACUUUUGAAUCCAUCUAUGACGGUCUUGAUUUGAUCGGGAAAGCCAAAACCGGACAGGGUAAAACAUUGGCUUUCAUUUUACCUAUAUUGGAGUCUCUUACCAGCGGAACUGAAAAAUUAUCACGUAAGACUGGAUAUGGCAGGUCGCCUACAAUUCUUGUGCUUUUGCCAACCCGAGAAUUAGCAAAGCAGGUAUUUACAGAUUUUAAAUACUAUGGUGAGGCUGUGGGGCUGAGUUCGUGUUGUCUGUAUGGUGGAGGUGGAGCAUCCAUUUCUCCUCAAACCGUGCAAUUAAAACGAGGGGUGGAUAUCGUUGUCGGAGCUGUUGGUCGUGUUAAGGAUCACAUUGAGAGAGGGAAUCUUGACCUAUCGUCUCUGAAAUUUCGCAUCCUUGACGAAGCUGAUGAAAUGUUGAGACAAGGUUUUGUUGAAGACGUUGAGUAUAUCUUAGGCAAGGUGAAUGACGCUGCCAAAGUUCAAACCGUUCUGUUUAGUGCGACUUUACCGUCUUGGGUGAAUCACAUUGCAUCGAAGUUUUUGAAACCAAACAAGAAGAUUGUGGAUCUUGUUGGUGUUCAGGUAAUGAAGGCUAGUGAAAGCGUGAGGCACAUCAUCAUGCCUUGCUCUUGGACAGCCAGGUCUCAGGUUAUUCCCGAUAUUAUUCGCCAUCAUAGCAGUGGAGGUCGCACCAUCGUUUUCACUGAGACCAAAGAUUAUUGUUCUGAACUAUCUGGAUUGCUGGCUGGAGCACGCCCUUUGCACGGUGACAUUCAACAGUCUGUGCGUGAGGCAACACUUGCGGGAUUCCGGACGGGCAAGUUUAUGACACUAGUUGCCACAAAUGUUGCCGCACGAGGAUUGGACAUUAAUGAUGUUCAGUUGAUCAUUCAGUGUGAACCACCACGUGACGUCGAAGACUAUAUUCACCGAUCUGGAAGGACUGGAAGAGCAGGAAAGACGGGUGUUGCCAUUACUCUUUACGAGCCCAGGAAGGCAAAUAUUUCCAAGUUAGAGAGAGAAGCAGGUGUGAAAUUUGAACACAUUUCCGCUCCUCAACCAGCUGAUAUCGCUAAAGCUGCUGGCGGGGAUGCUGCAGAAGCUAUAAUUCAAGUUGCCGAUAGUGUGAUUCCCGUCUUCAAGUCAGCUGCAGAGGAGUUGCUAAAUUCUUCUGGCUUAACAGCAGUAGACCUGCUUGCAAAAGCACUUGCCAAGAGUAUCGGGUAUACCGAAAUUAAAAAGAGGUCACUUCUUACCUCCAUGGAGAACUACGUGACACUUCUUCUCGAGGCCGGAAGACCUGUUUAUACACCUUCAUUUGCAUAUGGUGUUUUGAGGAGGUUUUUGCCCGAAGAGAAAGUAGAGUCGAUUCAAGGUCUUGCACUGACUGCUGAUCAAAAAGGUGCCGUCUUUGAUGUUGCGGCGGAAGAUUUGGACACUUUUCUUGCUGGCCAGGAGAAUGCUACAGGUGUAAGUUUGGAGGUGGUUAAAGAACUGCCACAAUUGCAAGAGAAAGAGCAGUCAAGGGGAAGAUUCGGAGGUGGUGGUGGCGGUGGGUUCUCACGUGGACGUGGCGGCGGCGGUGGGUUUUCACGUGGACGUGGUGGUGGUUUCUCUGAUCGUCGGAACGAUAGAUUUUCUAGAGGGUCUGGCGGAGGUGGUCGUGGGGGCUAUAAGAAAUGGUAAAGAGAGCUUCAUUUGAAUGGUGGGUGGGGUUUAUAGGCUGCCUGUUCUAUGAAGCGCUUAUGCAGUUUUGAUCUAAUGAAGAAUACCUCGUCGUUGUGGCUCCUAAUUAUAUAGUGUCUUUAUUUUUGUUACGAGUGGUUUAAUUAAUUUUGUUUGUUUCCGUUCCUUUUUGUUGUUUUCUUUUUCUUUGUUCACCUUUUAGUUAAGUGCAACGGACAUGUUAGCAAUCGGUGACAUUUUCAUGAACUAAAACUUAUAAUAGAACAAAUGUUUGUCGAUGUUU